AUGCCCAAAAAAGAGAGCAUUCUCAAACGACACUUUAAACAAAUGCUGAAGAGUAGCAGCAGCAAUAACAACAACGGAUCCACGGCUGAUAUGGGUUCAGGACCCACUAGUCAAAAGAAAAAGAAGAGAAAACAUAAUAAUAGUUCAGAUACGGAUAUGAAAACAUUAUCGGAAGCACAAAAGGAAAAACAACUUUCCGAAGAAGAAAAUUAUGAUGAGGAAUAUAAUCAUGAUGAUGAAAUUGGUGAUGAAUAUAACGAAGAGUAUGAAAAUGAUGAAAAUUAUGAUCAGGAAUAUGAAGAAAACCAUGACGAUGAUAUGCAUGAAGAGAACGCUUCCUGGUCAACAACAAGCCCACAAGAUAAUAUAUCAUCCAACAGCUCCAAAAACAAGGAAAAUUCAAACUCGAAAUCUGUAACCGAACCCACUCGAAUCCAACAUGCAAUCCUUCCUCCAAAGCCUAAGCCUCUUCAUAGAAUUGAUCUCGGAAAGAAAUGGAGUGCUCUUAAUAAUCCACCCAUUCAUAGUGAGCUUCUUUCGAUCAUACAUGACGAUUUCAAAUUUACUCACAUGUCUCCAGUCCAAGAAAACACAAUUCCUUUAUUAUUGAAUAAUAAGGAUGUUGUGGUUCAAGCUCUUACUGGAUCUGGUAAAACUCUAGCGUUUGUGAUCCCAAUCUUUCAAUAUAUACUAACACGACAAUUUGAAGGAAAGGUUCCGACUGAAGAGGAGAUGGCCACACGAAGGAAGAAUGUCUAUUCAAUCGUAUUAUUGCCAACACGUGAGCUUGCAAGACAAGUGUAUGAUGUAGCAAACAAAUUUGCUUCAAAAACAAAUUUAAUUGUGAAAUUAUUUAUUGGAGGAGAGGAACGAGAAACCUUACAACCAGCAUCUGAGUUUUCACAAAGCUCUACUGAUAAGAUAUCCAAGUUAGAAAGCUCAUUUCUCGACUGUAAUAUUGCAAUCGGGACUCCAGGAAGAAUGCUCGAUUACUUAAAAUCCAAACUGUUAAAAGUGAAGCUUUUAGAAAUUUUAAUUAUUGACGAAGCAGAUAUUAUUUUGAAUAUGGGUUUUAGACAGCAAGUUGAUGACAUAUUGUCACAUCUUCCCAAGCAACGUAGAACAGGAUUAUUUAGCGCAACUCAAACCAGUGAACUUGAUGACUUGGUUCGUUCAGGUCUUAGAAAUCCUAUGAAAGUGACAGCAGUGGAGACUCAUGAGAGCAGCGGAUCUGACAAGAAAAAAGCCACAGUACCCUCUCAAUUAACUAAUUUCUACAUGUACUGUGAUUACAGACAAAAGCUAAAUUAUUUGAUACAUCUCCUCAAGAAUGAUGAUCCAAUACCGAGUGGAAACAGCAUUAUUGUUUACUUUUUAACAUGUGCCUGUGUUGAUUUUUAUUCGAAACUCUUUCGAGAAAUUUUGGGAAAGAAGGACUUGCAAUCCAUUCAAUUGUUUUCAUUGCAUGGUCAAAUGGUUCAAAAGAGACGAAAUGCCGAACAUCAAUCUUUCAAGACUGCAUGUGAAGAAAUUUCGAAACAACACGAAAGUAACAUCUCCAAUGAAACUAGUAAUGAAUCAUCAAAUACCACUACUAAUGUUUCCAAUAGUAAGAAGGCAGUCCUUUUUUGUACAGAUGUUGCAGCAAGAGGUCUCGAUUUUCCAAGUAUUUCCACCAUUAUUCAAUUUGAUGCACCAACAAACCCAGAUCAAUUUGUACAUCGUGUAGGACGAACUGCGAGAAUGGGUAAGGAAGGCCAAUCCAUACUCUUUUUGGCACGUUUCGAAAAUGAUUACAUUGAUUAUUUGGAAUUUAAGAAAAUUCACAUGCAUGAAUUGGUAGCUUCUCAGAAUAUGAUUUCACACAAUUAUACUAAUAAGGAAACUCUCAAGAACAUUAUUUUGAGUGAUCGAGAUAUUUUCGAGAAGGGUGAAGAGGCAUUGAAGAGUUUUGUGAGAUCCUAUAAGGAACAUCAAUUGACAUAUAUUUUCAAAUUUGACAAGUUACGAUUUGAUCAAUUGUUGGAGGCAUAUUGUGUGUUAAAACGACCUACCAUUCGUGAAAUUAAGCAACAAAUGGAAAAGAUUGUACUGCCUUUUGCCAAAGAUAUUGCAGAUCCUGAUACUAUACCGUAUAAAGAUGUGAGAAGAGAAAAAUCAAGAUUAGAGCGACUCAAAAAACAAGAAGAAAACAAACAACUCUUAGAAGAACGUAAAAAGGAACAGUUGAAGGAGCAAAAAGAACAAAAGAAAAACUCUGUCAAUUACUUGAAGGAUAAAGUGAGAAAUAGAAGUGACUUGUCUUCGAGGGAGAAGAAACAAAUUUACAAUAGAAUUGAAAAUCAUGAAUUCAAUGAAGAGGCCAUGUUGUUGAAACGACUCAAGAGAAAGGAAAUUUCUGAAGAAGAGUAUGAAGAAUUGACUGGUGAAUCAAAAAUGGAAGAAGAAAUUCUCAAAAAACUUUCAGAAAGAAAAAGAAAACAAUUACAAACGCAAUUCAAAAAGAAGUAA
Messenger RNA from Naegleria lovaniensis, 2511 nucleotides. RefSeq lists its product as uncharacterized. The transcript has a single exon. Bases 1 to 2511 code for a protein of 836 amino acids. Lineage: Eukaryota; Heterolobosea; Eutetramitea; Acrasida; Naegleriidae. The record is from RefSeq and is a predicted model, not a curated record. Gene Ontology annotation, cellular component: nucleolus. Gene Ontology annotation, molecular function: ATP binding; nucleic acid binding.